Molecule: messenger RNA, 2904 nt
Organism: Homalodisca vitripennis (glassy-winged sharpshooter)
Lineage: Eukaryota; Metazoa; Arthropoda; Insecta; Hemiptera; Cicadellidae
Exons: 3
Coding region: 1-2904 (967 amino acids)
Source: RefSeq, a predicted model, not a curated record
AUGUCAGGAGCGCGCAGCCAUCCUCGCGGCCCGUCGGUGAGAUCGGAUGGGCCUCGGACUCCGGCGGUGACGCGCUCCUCCGCCGGAGAAAACAGUCUGGAGCGCACAGGCACGGAUGACAACGCCCCAUCCGGGGCUGCUGGCGAACCGAUUCGGACAAUUUACGACUACCCCUGGACCCCAUGCAUGUACCAGCUCUGCACGAAUUUCUUCACCAGGGCCAGGGAUUUGGUGGAUCACCACAAGGGGCGGCACCCGGCGACGGAGCUGAGGAUUCGGUGUCGGAAGUGUGGUGGUGACCGUUUCACAGGUUGGAACGGCAUCACCAUACAUUACUCCAAGUGCAGAGGUCCAUCGGCUGCACCACCGUCCCCACAUUGCUGCCCGGAGUGUGAACGGAGAUUCACCACUAAGUCCGGUCUCACCAUUCACGGGAACUCCUCCCAUCCGGAGAGGCGCAAUGUGGAGAGGCUCGCCGCACGGGAACCCCCGCCCCCCGCUCCGAGGGCGCCGUGGACCGCCGACGAGAAUGCGGUGCUCUGUAGGCGAUAUCACACCUUUCGCCGAGGCGGCCGUGUUCAGGGGUACGGCGUCUAUAUCGCCGAGGGGCUCCCCGGCCGGACCGAUAAGCAAGUUCGGGACCGGGUGAGGACGCUCCUGAAGCACGGCCGGCUUCCCGUUCCAGACUCGUCGGGGGAAAGCGGCGAGGAUUCCGACCUCGGGGCGGGUGGUCGAGCCCCAAUCCCUGGACCCUCCCACCAUGCUGGGGCGCAGGGGCACCGAGCACCGGAGUCAUCUAACUCCGGUGCUUCGGAUAAUGACGACGACAACUUACCUGACUGUGACCUACCUGACGAGACACCGGAUAUGACUGCUUUACCUGACGAUGACCCACCUGAUGAUGACGAACCACCUGACGACGACCCACCUGAAACAAGACAAAACCUGGAUGAGACAUCGGAUGUGACACCGGAUUUGACACCCAGGACGAAGACACCACCUAUAGAGACACCACCGGCUGAGACACCACUAACACCGACAACACGAUCGCCACUUACCUCGGAGGCGCCGGAUGCGGCUGCGGCGGACGUCGAUGGGUCUCCAGUGUUUCGUGCACCAGCUCCGGUUCCGGGCGGAUCUCCCCCCGGGGACCCUCCUCCCGAUGACCCCCCACCGGAGGACCCGGAUGGGGGGACGGAUGACCCGCAUGAUGCUGUGUGGACCGCCGUUCUCGCCCACCUGCAUCAGAUUACACCUGUGUGUGAAAUUGGGCGCCGCCUACAACAGCUUGCGGCGGUGGAGGGGGACAUCGGCGAGGAGCUUAACAACUUGGUGGUGGAGCUCCAUCGGGCGUUCGUCGCGGCGGCACCGGAUGAAGAUAGGCGCAGGUCCGGACGCAGUAAUCUAACAGCUAGGGAUGAGCGUACAAGAAGACGCAUCACCCGUUACGCGCGUACCCAAGAGCUCUGGAAGAGGACCCCGUCCCGACUCGCCGAGAUGGUCCUUAAGGAUAACCUCGGGGACCUGUCAUCGAACGAGCCGAGGGCGGAGCCACCCCGAGAGGCGACCAUCGACCUCUACCGGAGUCUCUGGGGUACAGCCAGCGACUGCGUUCCGGACCUGCAGGAGAAGGACCCGAGGCGUGAUGGUGAUGUUAAUCCUUUUACAUCCGUGGAGGUCCUCAAGGGGAUCAAGCGGCUGAAACCGGGGGGUGCCCCUGGACUGGACGGUGUCACAAAGCGGGGAAUUACCAACUACCCUCAGGCGGCCGGCACUUUGGCCGUCCUGUUUAACAUCGUCCUGUUCCGGGGGGCCUACCCGGCCGCGUGGCAGCAAAACAGGACCACCCUGAUCCCCAAGAGGGGUAAAGACCUCCACUGCGCCGCAAACUGGCGCCCUAUCACCAUCGCGCCGCUGGCUGCUCGCAUAUUUAGCUCGGCGGUUGAGAGGCGGAUCCUGGGGCAGGUGACCUUAGCCGAGAGGCAGCGAGGGUUUCGGCCCGGCAACGGCUGCCAUAUGAACUGCCUGCUCCUGGAUCAGGCCGUGAGGCUGGGGAAGAGAAUUCGUCUCGUCGGCGUGCUGCUGGAUGUUUCCAAGGCCUUCGACACCGUGUCACACGUGGCGAUACAGCGCGUGUUGCGUAGCCACGGCGUGUCGCGUUGUCUGUCUGACAUCAUGGGCCGGAUGUACGCCGGCGGGACUACCACCUUGGGUACCCUCGGGAGCGGGAGCCACGGGUUCACUAUCGGGCGGGAGAGGCUGGCUGCUACCGCCUAUGCGGACGACGUUACCCUGCUUGCCGACUCCAUGGAUGGGAUGCGAGAGAUGCUCGCCACCACCUCAGAGUAUCUCGCAUCCGUGGGUCUGGAGCUGUCUGCUGCGAAGUCUGGGGGGUUCUGCGUGGAACGCUCCGGUGAUGCCUGGGUAUCCGUGCCAUUGCGGCUCUGCAUCCAGGGUCAGCCGGUUAGGACCUUUGGCGUUGCAGAACCCUUCCAGUACCUGGGACUCACCUUUACGAUCCAGCAUGGUCUCAGGAACCGACAGCAUCUGGACUCACUCCUGGAGGCGGCGAGCAGGGUGCGCCGUCUGUCGCUGAAGCCCCAGCAGAAGGUACAGCUGCUGAUGCAGUACAUCGUGCCCACCUUCGCCCACCGGUUAACCAUCGACCUCCCAUCGUCCGUUGAUCUGGACCGCGUCGAUACGGCGCUGUGGAAAGAGGUCAAGGACAUCCUCCACCUGUUGGACUGCACCACGGACGGCGUGCUGUACUCCCGUAAGCGGGACGGGGGGCUUGGCUUCCCCCGUCUCGGGGUGCAGCUUAAGAUAUGUGCGCUGCGGGCAUGUCUUGGCAUGCUGUCCACGGGGGAUGCCCUGAUCUCUGAGAUGUCGCGGGAGGCCGAUUGA